AUUACUGAUAAUGGAUUACAAUUAUACACGUAGGAUCCACGACAUUGAUUAGGAUAAGACUUGUAGUACUCUCGCAAAUCCAGAAAAUUGAUCAAAUCAAAACCACCAUUCAGCCCUGCUUAGCCUAAAGAUUGCUACUUUUUCUUUGUUCUUGGGAGAUUGUUUUCGAAGCCGGAAUAAAGCAUAAAAUUUGGUGUUCUUCCAUUCUCUGCUCACGUUUUCAAGGAGACAUCCAACCACCCCAUUUGAGAUACUGUAAUGGCAGAAGGUUUAGAAUCAAUGGGAGUUGUAUCAGUGAGGAGUAGAUCGUGGAAAGCUCAUAUGGGCAUGACACUGUCACAGGCAUUCUAUGGUGGCUACCAUGUAAUCACAAAAGUGGCCCUUAAUGUUGGGGUCAACCAACUAGUUUUCUGCUUCUACAGGGAUCUCCUUGCCUUCACUAUUCUUGCUCCUCUCGCUUUUUUUCUUGAAAGAAGAACUAGACCACCCCUUACCAAGAAGCUACUGAUGUCCUUCUUCAUUCUUGGAUUGACUGGGGUAUUUGGCAACCAGCUUUUGUUUCUUAUUGGUUUAAGUUAUACUAAUCCAACUUAUGCUGCUGCUGUACAGCCAACCAUUCCAGUCUUCACAUUUUUGUUUACUUUGAUGAUGGGAAUAGAAAAACUGAACUUGCUCACAUAUGAAGGUUGGGCAAAGGCUGGAGGAACUCUUUUAUGUGUUUCAGGAGCCAUAUUUAUGGUUUUUUAUCGUGGUCCAGCUGUGAUAGGGGAUAACGAAACGAACCAAGUUACGCAAAUUAAACCAAGUGGCAGAGGCCAGCCAGAGCCUUCAGUAUGGUUAAUCAACAGUUAUCUUGAUAUUGGAUUAGAUAACUUUCAGCUUGGGGUUGUGUUCUUGAUAGGGAACUGCAUAUGCAUGGCUGCUUAUCUAGCCCUUCAGGCACCAUUAUUGAAAAAGUAUCCAUCAAAUCUAUCUGUCACAGCAUAUUCAUUCGCCUUUGGAGUUGCACUGUUGGUGAUUGCUUCAUUUUUCAUGGUUAACGAGUCAACUGACUGGAUUUUGACACAAUCAGAGAUACUGGCUGUUGCAUAUGCUGGAACUAUUGCAUCUGCUCUUAACUACGGAAUCAUUUCAUGGAGCACUAAGAUCUUGGGGCCAGCUUUGGUUUCCCUUUACAAUCCUCUUCAACCUGCAUUUUCUGCCUUCCUUUCACAAAUUUUCCUUGGCACUCCAAUUUACCUGGGAAGCAUCCUAGGGGGAUCUUUCAUCAUUGCUGGUCUAUAUUUAGUUACUUGGGCAUCUUAUAGAGAAAGACAAGAAACUUAUGGAGUUACUCCUAAUGGCUCUUGGAUCUCUGAACCACUUCUUCAUGAAAAAAGUGAAUACCAGAAUGAUCACACUCAGGGUCCUCCAGCGUAAACAUCAAAGCCAAGCUCAUCAGAUUCGUUAUUCAAUAGCAAUGCGUUUUGAAAAGUUUUCUCAUGAUUCUUGAAUUUGUUUUUGAAAUCUGUUUAAAUGGUAUGCUUGUAUUUUAUAUUAUAAAUGUAAAAUGUUGUUUGAGGACAAACUGGGAAUGUGAAGUGUAUUAUGAUAUUUACAAUUUUGAUAUCCUGUUCAAUUUAACUGUCAACAAUUCUGAGAUAACUCUUCAUUGCAGUGUAAAAGUAAUUGAAUGUUUUGUUCUGUUUCA
Molecule: messenger RNA, 1690 nt
Organism: Vigna umbellata (rice bean)
Lineage: Eukaryota; Viridiplantae; Streptophyta; Magnoliopsida; Fabales; Fabaceae
Product: WAT1-related protein At4g19185-like
Cellular component (GO): membrane
Molecular function (GO): transmembrane transporter activity
Source: RefSeq, a predicted model, not a curated record